CAGGCCUAUCUUCUUUUGGAUGUCGAUUCUGUAAGCCGCCGUCGCUCAGCCGCCACUGUCAUAGCUCAUGAGUUUGCUCAUCAGUGGUUUGGAAACUUGGUGAGCCCUGACUGGUGGACCUUCACUUGGCUCAAUGAAGCCUUUGCCUCCUUCUUCGAAUAUUUCGACACCAAUCAGGUCGAACCAGAUUGGGACCUUCUUUCCUCCAUGGUGACAAGUAUGCAGCACAGCGUCCUGAGGACUGAUGCCAGAUCGACCACUCACCCCAUAACCCGCUACGUAGAAACGCCCUCACAAAUCUCCUCGUCGUUCGAUACUAUCACCUACUCGAAGGGGGGCUCGCUCAUUAAAAUGAUCUAUCACUUCUUGACUGAACCAACUUUCUACAAGGGCCUCAAUAUCUAUUUGAACAGG
This is a messenger RNA of Gryllus bimaculatus (two-spotted cricket), 414 nucleotides long. The record is from the annotation of a GenBank genome assembly. Lineage: Eukaryota; Metazoa; Arthropoda; Insecta; Orthoptera; Gryllidae.